Messenger RNA from Camelina sativa (false flax), 1599 nucleotides. Its product is annotated as pectin acetylesterase 5. The record is from RefSeq and is a predicted model, not a curated record. NCBI's taxonomy places the organism in Eukaryota, Viridiplantae, Streptophyta, Magnoliopsida, Brassicales, Brassicaceae. Gene Ontology annotation, molecular function: hydrolase activity.
AAUUAAUAUUUUUGAAUCAGUGUAGUGAAUAGUGAUAGCUCGCUUUUGAUUUGUUGUUUGUUCUUCAAUGGCGAUUCCAAGGUUUAGCUCUCUGCUGCGGUUUAGAAAAUUGGCUAAAAGCGACUGGCUUGUCGCUUCAAUCGGAUUUGUAUUAACUGUAUUUUUCCUCUCUUUCUUCUUCGAUCCCACGUCAGACUCUACCACCCUCUCCGUUGACCGAUCUCUGCCUAUCAGCGAUCUGGUUAAACUGAAGUUGUCGAGUAAAGCUAAAGGGAGAAGAGCUUUUUGUUUGGAUGGAAGCUUACCUGGGUACCAUUUUCAUGAGGGUUCUGGAUCUGGCUCCAAAAGCUGGCUUGUUCAUUUGGAGGGUGGAGGCUGGUGCAAUACUAUAGCGUCAUGUUCUGCUCGAGCAAUGACUAAAUUAGGUUCUUCCAACUACUUUGAACAAGAAGUGGCCUUUCAAGGUGUUUUAAGUAGUGACCCAUCUCAAAAUCCUGAAUUCUUUAACUGGAACAAGGUUGCGAUAAGGUACUGUGAUGGUGCUUCGUUUGCUGGACAUCCUGAAGCUGAGUUUAAGAAUGAAACACGGCUUUUCUUCCGGGGUCAGCUUAUUUGGGAGGCUAUUAUUGAUGAACUGUUGUCAAUGGGCAUGUCAGAUGCAAAACGGGCAAUACUUACAGGAUGUUCUGCUGGUGGCUUGGCAACUCUUAUACAUUGUGAUUACUUUCGAGAUCAUCUUCCAAAAGAUGCAGCUGUCAAAUGUGUUUCUGAUGCAGGCUUCUUUCUCAACGUGCCUGAUGUCCUUGGAAAGCCAACAAUGAGUUCUUUCUAUCAUGAUGUUGUUAACCUCCAGGGCAUAGGUAAGAGCUUGGAUCAGAAAUGUGUUGCCAAAAUGGAGCCAUCUAUGUGUAUGUUUCCUCACGAAUUCCUGAAAUACAUUGAAACUCCGGUAUUUCUUGUCAACCCAGCCUACGAUUUGUGGCAGAUUCAAAAUGUCUUGGUACCAAUUUCUGCGGAUCCAGAUAAACGUUGGGCAAAGUGCAGACUCAAUAUUAAGGACUGUGAUGCCGCACAGAUGAAAGUUCUACAAGGUUUUCGCAGUUCUCUGAUGGAUGCGAUAGGGGAAUUUCAUCAGAACAAAGAUGGUGGGAUGUUCAUAGAUUCCUGCUAUGCUCAUUGCCAGACAGUCAUGACAGUGACAUGGCACUCCCCAACCUCAACAAGAAUCGAAAAUAAAACAAUUGCAGAAUCUGUAGGUGACUGGUACUUCAACCGAAACCCGGUGAAGCUAAUCGAUUGUCCUUACCCGGAGCGUCGUUUCCUCAAACUUCUCAAUGCGGUUGAGUCCUAAAAGGUUUUCAUGUUCUUGAAGCUGAAGAUAUCCAGAGAAAGCCAAUUGCUUUGUUUCCUGGUAUGAUCACAUAGAGACUUCAUUACAAAAAAAAAAAAAAAACAAGUUGCAGUAUAUCAUAAUGUUCAUCGUCUUCAUUUGAUCGAUUGUUGUUACCCAAAUUGCCACUUGGCAGUCACAUAUGUAUAUUCUGAUUGUAACUUAUUUGUACAAGGUUUCUUUUAAUGUGGAUAGAAAUUCCAAAGUAA